This is a messenger RNA of Mugil cephalus (flathead mullet), 1533 nucleotides long. Its product is annotated as urotensin-2 receptor. Gene Ontology annotation, cellular component: membrane. Lineage: Eukaryota; Metazoa; Chordata; Actinopteri; Mugiliformes; Mugilidae. The transcript has 2 exons. The record is from RefSeq and is a predicted model, not a curated record. Bases 259 to 1335 code for a protein of 358 amino acids. Gene Ontology annotation, molecular function: urotensin II receptor activity. Gene Ontology annotation, biological process: blood vessel diameter maintenance; regulation of blood pressure; neuropeptide signaling pathway.
GGUUGCUUCCCUCCCGUGAGCAUUGUGUUUCCAGCUGCGCCAUAGGGAGACUUAAUGUCUUAUUUGUUUUUGAUAUAAGAUGUUCACCGAGGGCUACUGUGGUGACGUCAGGGGCAAAGUGGGGAGCGUGCAGUCAGGCGGUGAGCGCAGAGGCGGAUAAGCGACACUCAACCUGUGCCGGUGCGCAUCUUUCCAAACUUGCCCGGCGCUGCAGCACGGAGCCAAACGCCCGGUCCCGGAGGUUCUUCGGAGCGCACCAUGAAUAACAAGUCUUUGAACCUGAACGCGAGUCCCCCGCGGGUCUCCGGGAGCGUGGACCACGAGCUCGUCAUCACCUCCACUUUCGGGACGCUCCUCUCCGUCGUCUAUAUUAUCGGAGUGUCCGGGAAUGUGUACACGCUGGUGGUGAUGUGUCACUCCAUCCGCUUCGCCACUUCCAUGUACAUCUCCAUCAUCAACCUGGCUCUGGCGGACCUGCUCUACCUCUCCACCAUCCCGUUCGUCGUGUCUACCUACUUCCUAAAGGACUGGUACUUCGGGGACGUCGGGUGCCGCAUCCUGCUCAGUCUGGACCUCCUCACCAUGCACGCCAGCAUCUUCACUCUCACGGUCAUGUGCACGGAGCGCUACCUGGCCGUCACCCAGCCGCUGGACACGGUGAGGCGCUCCAAGAGUUACCGCAAAGCCCUGGCGUGGGGGGUAUGGCUGCUCUCUUUGGUGCUCACUUUGCCCAUGAUGAUAAUGGUCACUCAGACCACCAAGAACACACCGGAUGGGGGCGUAAAGAGGAUGUGCGCGCCCACCUGGGCACCCCUGGCUUACAAAGUGUACGUGACCGUCCUAUUUGGCACCAGCAUCAUGGCCCCGGGGCUCGUCAUCGGUUACCUGUACGUCAAGUUGGCCCGCACGUACUUAGAGUCCCAGCGCAACUCCGUGAUCAGCAAAGGGGGCAAGCGUUCGCCGAAGCAGAAAGUUCUGAUCAUGAUUUUCACCAUCGUGCUGGUGUUCUGGGCGUGCUUCCUUCCCUUCUGGAUUUGGCAGCUGCUGCCCCUGUACCACACCAAGCCGCUGAGCUUGGCCUCGCAGACGCACACCUGCAUCAACUACCUGGUGGCGAGUCUCACGUACAGCAACAGCUGCAUCAACCCGUUCCUCUACACGCUCCUCACCAAGAACUACAGGGAGUACCUAAAGAACAGGCACAGGAGCUUCUACAGGUACACGUCCUCGUUUAAGCAGCGGCCGCCCAGCCUCUACUCCUGGGGGAAGUCUGCGUCCUCCAGCAAUCAGUUCGAGUUCAACUCAGAGACGCUGGUCAUGGGGGCACUCAAGUGACUAGCGGUCCGUGCGGGAGAGAGGAGAAAGUUUCUGGAAGCGGAACCACAGUAGGGCUCCUCCAAGCCGGUGGAAAGCGUGACCAUCCUUCGUCCGUGGAUGCCUCAGGGCAGGGUGGGGUCAGAGAUGGCGUGCGCGGGGUCGCAGGUGAAGGACACGGUGAUGGCGUAACGCGUCCCCCACGUUACCCUCUCAACG